AUGCGCAGCAUGAUUCUCGCGCUCCUGACGUGGGCGUCCGCUUCCACGUCCGCGGCGGGUUUUUUCACCAUCGCCAGCAGCGCGAUGACGCAGGCGUCGAAGAAGAAGCGAUGCAGGCUGCCGAACGGAAAGCGCAUGGUGCCAUGGGCAGACGUGAUCACGCGCUGCUAUGCAGAGAAGAAUCCCGACUUGCUGAAGGCUUUCUGCGGAACAUCGAGUGCAGAGGGCUCAACCACCUGCGACAAGAUGGCCCUAUAUCGGUUGCGCUGCCAUUACGCCAGCCAUGGGGUGCAGGAGAAUCGACCAGUCUGCAGCAAGUCCGACGUUGUGCAAAAGAUCCAGUCGGAGGCGACAGAAAAGAUAAAGAGCCUCAGAGAGGUGAAGAAUGCAACCGGCACAGAGGAGCAUGGAGUGACCCUGCCCCGCAAGCACCCUAGCGUGCGGAUAGUGCGUCCGAACGAGCCCUCGCCCGAGGAGGGUCCGAGGUGGGUGUGGCCCGAGCGGUACGCCCCUGUGCGAGGAGUCACGGACGCGUGCUCGAAGGUUGACUUCAACAUGAGGGGAGCGACGGCGGACACGCGCUGCCGGCAUUUCCUCCGCUCGCGAGUGACGGCGCCAAAUUGCAGCGGCCGGCCGGAGAUGGUGCCGCGAGUCCUCCACAUGACAGGCAAGGGGCCCACUCCCAACUUUGCCAUGGGCAUCAACAUCAAGGCCAACCCCUCCUUCUUUCCGGCCUACCGCGACGACGCUGCAAUGCGCACCUAUGUCGAGCAGCACUGUGGGCAGGAGGCAGCACUCGCGCUCGACUGCUUCGUCGCGCCGGCAUUCCGCGCAGACCUGUUUCGUCACUGCGCCCUCAAGACGCACGGGGGGGUGUAUGUCGACGGCGACCUCAUCCUCACCGUGCCGCUCGAGCGGGCCAUCUCGAUGUGUAACGGCGCCACCAUUGGCCAGGAUCCAGCUCGGGGAGGUUUCCUCAAGGGCAAGAUGUCGAGCACCCUGCGGCACAUCAAUGGCAAGCAGAUGAAGAUCCUGGCCGCUGGCAGGGGGCACCCGCUCUUCGUGUGCAUGGUGCGCGAGAUCAUCGCGCACGUCAAGCAGCGGUACGUGACCCCCUACUCGCUGAACUACACGGGCCCCGCACUCCUGGAGCACUGCUACCAGUCGCUCGGUGGCGACGAGUCCGCGCUCGACGUCGCGGUCACGUACCGCGACAGUCGAAAUGCCAAGUGGCCCUAUGGGGGGAUGAUUGGCACUGACGGCAUGAUUGCCUUUGAGCAGCCGAACCGGUACGACUACCAAGAGCUCGUGGACGAGACGGCGCGCGCGAGGGGUGGGCAUUACGACGCGCUGGUUAAGGCGGGCGUCGUCUACUCGCCCACUUGCAAGCUGCGCGCUUCCGCGGAAGCGCGGGGACCUCCUCCGUGA
This is a messenger RNA of Emiliania huxleyi CCMP1516, 1428 nucleotides long. RefSeq lists its product as hypothetical. Bases 1 to 1428 code for a protein of 475 amino acids. Lineage: Eukaryota; Haptophyta; Isochrysidales; Noelaerhabdaceae. The transcript has 2 exons. The record is from RefSeq and is a predicted model, not a curated record.